Diplodia corticola is the source of this 1278-nucleotide messenger RNA. RefSeq names its product acid phosphatase vanadium-dependent haloperoxidase. Gene Ontology annotation, molecular function: phosphatidate phosphatase activity. Gene Ontology annotation, biological process: phospholipid metabolic process. The transcript is spliced from 4 exons. Lineage: Eukaryota; Fungi; Ascomycota; Dothideomycetes; Botryosphaeriales; Botryosphaeriaceae. The coding region runs from base 1 to 1278 and encodes 425 amino acids. The record is from RefSeq and is a predicted model, not a curated record.
AUGCCGUUCUUCAAACGCCAACGCCCGUCAACUACUUCCGAUGACCACGCCACCACCAGCACGGCGCCAGUCUCCCACAAUGGCCACCACGAUCACCACGAUCACCACGCUGGAAAGCACGCUUGGUCCACUGAUGGCUCGUUAAACAAGAGGCCUUCGUUCGGCCAGUGGUUGAAGAUGACUUGGCCUGACAUCCUCACCAUGGUCUGCAUGGGUGCUAUCGGUCUCGGUGUCUACGAGGCGCAUCCUGCUCCUUCCCGAUCGUUCCCUGUCUACUUUGAGAAUGGCGAGAUUGUAUACCCUCAGUUUGCCUAUCCGCUGCGCCAUGAGGUCGUCCCCAUCUGGGCCGCCGCCCUUCUCGCCGUCCUGGUACCCAUUGCCGUCUUCCUCAUCAUGCAGAUCCGCAUCCGCAGCUUUUGGGACCUCAACAAUGCCACCAUCGGCCUGCUUUACUCCGUCAUCACCGCCGCCGUCUUCCAAGUCUUCCUCAAAUGGCUAAUCGGCGGCCUCCGCCCUCACUUCCUCGACGUCUGCAAGCCCGCCGUCCCGCUCAACGGGCUCAACACGGGCAACGGCCUGCGCAACAUCAUGUACGACCGCAGCAUCUGCACGGGCGACCCGGACGAGAUCGACGACAGCCUCGAGUCCUUCCCCUCGGGCCACACGACGGCCGCCUUCGGCGGCUUCGUCUACCUCUCGCUCUACCUCAACGCCAAGCUCAAGGUGGCCGCAAACUACCACCCGGCCAUGUGGAAGCUCAUCGCCACCAUGGCUCCCUUGCUUGGCGCCACCCUCAUCGGCGGCGCCCUGACCAUCGACGAGUACCACAACUGGUACGACAUCAUCGCCGGCGCCGUCAUCGGCACCAUGAUGUCCUUUGUGAGCUACCGCAUGGUCUACGCAUCCACCUGGGACUUCCGCUUCAACCACAUCCCCCUCCGCCGCGAAGUCCCCUUCACCUACGGCGGGGGCCCCUCCUCCGACCUCUUCGCCGGCUUCCACGACACCAUGUGGACGCGCCAGGUGGGCUGGGGCGCGCCCGAAGCCUGGUCGAGCUACGGCGGCGCCCCCUUUGACGCCAGCGCCGUCGGCGGCCUCGGUGGCGGCGCCUCUGGUCUGACGGGCGCUGGCAACAUGCACAAUGGCCACGGUCACGGCCACGGCCACGGUCACGGAUACCCUACCGGCAGUACGGCGACGAGGCACAGCGUCGAUAGGAGGCCCGUCCCGCCGUCCAAGGAUAGGUCGGAAGGCGCGGCGCCGGAGCACAUGGUAUGA